Molecule: messenger RNA, 4259 nt
Organism: Colias croceus (clouded yellow)
Lineage: Eukaryota; Metazoa; Arthropoda; Insecta; Lepidoptera; Pieridae
Exons: 1
Coding region: 80-4228 (1382 amino acids)
Biological process (GO): DNA integration
Molecular function (GO): nucleic acid binding; zinc ion binding
Source: RefSeq, a predicted model, not a curated record
AGCCGUCUAGCGUUUCAUUCGUGUCCUUCCGCAUAUCCAUCAGUGGCGACGAGAUACCCGCGAUAUAAAAAAUAUUAAAAUGUCGUUUUCGAAUAUGAGCAUUUUAUCCAAUUUCGAUCACAGUCUGCAAACGUGGAAGACUUUCAAAAGCAGGAUAGCUCAAUGGUUCAUCGCGAACGACAUAGAUGCGGUGAAAGACCCCUUGGGAGUGAAAAGACGAGCGUUCUUACUCAGUGCAUUGUCAGAUAGUACCUACAAGUUGGCAUCUGACCUUGCGUUGCCGAAAGAAUUGCAAGAGGUGCCAUAUGAAGACAUUCUGCGCCUUUUAGAUGCACAUUUUACGCCGAAACAAGUUGGUUUUGGUGAACGGCAUAAAUUCUAUUCGGCAGAACAACUACCUACGGAAUCGGCGCAACAAUGGGCGGCGAGACUUCGCGGCCUCACAGCAUACUGUAACUUCAGUAAUGUAGAAGAGGUGUUGCGCGAUCGAUUUAUAAUGGGAAUGUUGCCGGGACCCGAGAAAGAGAAGCUGUACGUGCAGGACCUGGCAGAGCUGACAUUAGCCAGAGCGGUGGAGCUGGUCGAGAAUCUACGCAGCGCGCGCGCGGCCGCCAUUGCGGCUACGCCAAAUACAUCCGACGCUUUGUUUAAGAUCGCGAAUAAAGUGCCAUAUAACAAGAACAAUAGUGAGAAUAAAGAAAAGUGUUCAGUGUGCGGCUAUAAAAAUCAUAAGUCGUCAGAGUGUCGUUUCGCGAGUUUUAUUUGUAAGAGAUGUCAUAAAAAGGGUCACUUGCGUCGAAUGUGCAAAGCAGUCAAAUGUGUAAAUACGGAUGCGACCGGUGAGAGCGAUGACGAUGGUGAGUUAUAUCUUAUUCGAUCAAUUAAAGGGGAGCCGUUAGUGGAAACAGUAUGUGUAAACGGGGUAAAAAUUCCCUUUGAAGUGGAUAGUGGUUCGGCCGUUACUGUCAUAUCUAAUAGAACCUAUUCAAUGUAUUUUCCGAAUGUACCAUUAUCGAACACUAAUAAAAAACUCGUCAGUUACACGGGGGAGAUCAUUGCAUGCGUAGGCUGUGCACCUAUGACGGUGGAAUGGAAGGGACGUACGAAUAAACUACAAGUGUAUGUUGUUCGUCACGGCGGAUCGCCCCUCCUCGGUCGAGAUUUUAUAGCGAAAUUCGAGUUACAACUAUCACCGGUAUUUAAUUGUACAGUUGCAAGUGAUAUACAUUCAUUACAUUUACGUUAUUCAGACAUAUUUUCUAAUAAAUUAGGCGAAUUUAAUAGGCAUAAAGUUUCAUUACAUUUGAAACCAGACGCAAAACCCUUAUAUUUCAAAGCACGCCCCAUGCCGUUCGCAUUGCGUGAUAAAGUAGACCAGGAAAUAAACAGGCUUCUAGAUUUAGGAAUACUCAAACCCGUAUCACACUCAGAGUACGCGUCGCCGAUCGUUCCUGUGUUAAAACGCGACGGAUCGGUUCGAUUGUGUGUUGAUUACUCAGUUAGUCUAAAUAAACAAUUAGUAGUUGACAAAUAUCCAUUACCGACUAUAAAAGAAUUAUUUUCGAAGCUUCACGGCGGUCAGCAGUUUUCCAAAUUAGACUUAUCAAUGGCUUAUAACCAAUUCAUUCUAGAUGAUCAGUCACAAAAGUACACUUGCAUCAAUACCCAUCGCGGCCUUUUUGUAUUUACAAGGCUAGUUUUCGGGUUAGCGAGCGCGCCUGCUAUUUUUCAACGCGCAAUGGACGAGUUGCUUUCCGGUAUCGACGGCGUACUGUGUUUAUUAGAUGAUGUCUGUAUCACGGGCCGCAACCGUGCUGAACAUCUCGAAAGGCUACACACGGUAUUACAACGCUUACAAGCAGCCGGGCUCGUUUUACAGCGGGAGAAAUGUGAAUAUUUUAAGGAUGAGAUUAACUACUUAGGAUAUAUUAUUAAUAAGGAUGGAUUGAAAAAAAAUCCGGACAAAGUUAAAGCUAUAUUGGAAGCCCCCAUUCCUGCUAAUUUAAAUCAGUUACAAUCAUUUUUGGGGUUAAUUAAUUAUUAUAGAUGUUUUAUACCGGAUGCUUCGACGAUAUUAAGUCCCCUAUAUGAAUUAUUAAAAAAAGGUAUUAAGUGGCAUUGGUCAGACCUAGAAAAUAAAGCGUUUAUCCGAAUAAAGGAAAUAUUAGCUUCCGAUCAAGUGUUAGCACACUACAACGCAGAAGCAAAAAUUAUUUUAACGGUGGACGCAUCACCAAGUGGGUUAGGGGCAAUUUUAUCCCAAAUAGCGGGUGAUGGGCAAGAAAGACCGGUUGCUUUUGCGUCUCGUACCUUAAAUAGCGCAGAAAAGCAUUACUCGCAAAUACAAAAAGAAGCUACCGCUAUUAUUUUUGGUGUGCGGCGAUUUCAUCAAUACUUGUACGGUCGUACUGCACCGUUUAUUUUACGAACGGACCAUAAGCCUCUUUUAUCAAUAUUCGGUCCAUAUAAGGGCAUUCCGGAAGUAUCGGCAAACAGAUUACAACGAUACGCGUUGUUUUUAAGUAGUUACAAUUACGAGAUUGAGUAUGUAAAGAGCAAAGAUAAUGCAGCUGAUUAUCUAUCACGGGCGAGCCUACCGCUCGAGCCGGCGGACGGGGGGAAAGCGCGCGGGGAGGCAGACACCUGCGACCGCGCAGCGUAUAUUAGAUUUGUUUUUGAGGGCGCGUUACCGAUCACUAUGUGCGAGUUGCGAGAAGCAACUAUUAAAGAUCCGAUACUGAAUCGAGUUAUUACUUAUGUAUUAAACGGCUGGCCUAGAAAGGUAAGCGAUGCUUUAAUUCAACCAUAUUUUUCUUGUAGGUUGCAAUUAUCGCAUGAGAAUGAGUGUCUGAUGCGCGGGCACAAGAUAGUUUUACCGAGUUCUUUACGUAAUCAGGUUCUAAAGGAAUUGCAUUCGUCCCAUUUGGGUAUAGUGAAAACUAAGGCGGAAGCCCGGGCGAGAUUUUGGUUUCCUGGCAUAGACGAAACGCUUGAAAAAAUGAUAAGUUCGUGUGAUGUUUGUAAUCAAUUAAGGACAUCGCCACCAAAGGCACCUAUUGUUCCGUGGCCCGCCGCACCGCACCCAUUCUAUAGAAUACAUCUGGAUUUUCUGGGGCCUCUAAAUGGUCGAAUGUACUUGGUCAUAGUGGAUGCUUAUAGUAAAUGGGUCGAAGUUUAUGAGAUGAGUAGUUGUAACUCGAGCGCCGUAACGGAUAAAAUGUAUGAAUUUAUAUCUCGUUUUGGGCUACCUAAUACGAUAGUGUCGGAUAAUGGUACAGCGUUCACGUCAACAGAAUUUAGAUAUUUCUGUCAGUUAAACGGUAUUAAUCAGUUAACGUCACCGCCUUACCACCCGGCUAGUAACGGCCAAGCCGAAAUAUACGUUAAAAUUGUAAAAAAAGGCAUUAAAUCUAGUAUUUUGAGUAAUAAAAACAUGAAAGAUAGUAGAUUAAAUUUACUCAAAUAUUUAUUCGAUUACCGUAACUCUGUGCAUUCGAUAACAAAUGUUUCUCCGGCUCAGUUAGUGUUUGGGCGCAAGCUGAGGUGCCGUUUUGAUAUAAUAAAUCAUCGUUUUCCGCUUUCAUCGACCGCAUCCGCUAAUAGUAAUGUAACAUAUUUUAAUCAGUGUUCACAAACUAAUAAUGUACAUAAAAGAGAUGUAGUAUUUUUGCCUGGACAAUACGUUUUAUAUAAAAAACAUUUUAAUAAGAAAGACUAUAAAUGGUGUAAGGGUAUUAUUAUAAGAAAAAUGGGGAAAAUUUUAUACUGUAUCAAAGAUUUUGUAACAAAUUCGACAGUUAAAAAACACAAGAAUCAAAUUAUUCUAUACAAAGGCGAUAUUUUAGAUAAGCAACCUUGGGACUUAGCAAAUUCUAACGUAUCGGACACAUUAUCAUCGCAUUCUCCAACGCCUUCGACGUCUGCGACACGAGAAGCGUCCGUGCCGAGAGCAGAGGUGGAGGAGAGAGGGAACGACAGGGUGACAAAUUCACCUGUAAACAGCGGCUCGCCUCAACCGGCCACUGACGGACAGCAGCGCUCGCCCCCGUCGUGGGUGACGACGACGCGAGGCGUGCGGCGCCCGCCCGAGACCGAUGUGGAAGACGAGUGCUUCCACGACGCGGAAGCGAGCCAGCAGCAGCGCGAUGAAGUCCAGCCGCACCAAGCGGCCCCUAACGCGCGUGAGAAGCGCAACCGUCCCAAGGUUGACUUCAAAAAGUAUUUUUAAUUUAUGUUUUACUAUGGGGGAGGGACUGUUA